AUGACGUCAUCCAUACCAAUGAAGGAAAAGAAGCUCAUGAAGGUGAAACUAGGAGAGCUGCCAGGCUGGAUGCUGAUGCGGGAUUUCACCCCUAAGGGCACUGCUGGAGCAUUUCAAAGUGGUUACUACCAACAUUACAAGUAUAUCAAUGUGAAGAAAGGAGGCGCCGCUGGGAUUUCUAUGAUGCUGGCCGCUUAUGUGCUUUUCAACUACUGUCGUUCUUACAAGGAGCUCAAACAUGAACAGCUACGCAAGUACCACUGA
Messenger RNA from Nyctereutes procyonoides (raccoon dog), 264 nucleotides. Its product is annotated as ATP synthase subunit f, mitochondrial-like. The transcript has a single exon. The record is from RefSeq and is a predicted model, not a curated record. NCBI's taxonomy places the organism in Eukaryota, Metazoa, Chordata, Mammalia, Carnivora, Canidae. Gene Ontology annotation, biological process: proton motive force-driven mitochondrial ATP synthesis. Gene Ontology annotation, molecular function: proton-transporting ATP synthase activity, rotational mechanism. Bases 1 to 264 code for a protein of 87 amino acids.